Molecule: messenger RNA, 1770 nt
Organism: Lodderomyces jiufengensis
Lineage: Eukaryota; Fungi; Ascomycota; Pichiomycetes; Serinales; Debaryomycetaceae
Gene: BMT3
Product: Bmt3p
Exons: 1
Coding region: 1-1770 (589 amino acids)
Molecular function (GO): mannosyltransferase activity
Source: RefSeq, a predicted model, not a curated record
AUGUCUUCAAUAUUAAGUCAAUUCAGUUAUUUUGAUGGAUCAACUCAAAUUUAUAUAAUAUCAGCGAGUAUUAUAACUCCGUUAAGUUUUAUUGUUAUAUUCAAAAAUUUCAAACGAUAUAAAAAGACAAAUGAAUUAUCUACUAUUCUAAUCAAUACUUGUUUAAUCAUAUUAAAUUUUAAUGCUUGGGUAUUUCUAGUUUGGUCAUUACGUCAAAAUCAAGAAAGAUUAAAUAAAACUCCAUUACAGAGAGAAAUUUUGGAUCUCAAGUUUCAAAAUGUCAAUAUACCCGGUUUUUCCUUUUUAAACUAUCAAGAUAAUGUAGUAUCAAAUAGUAAUGAGGAUGAUAGCAAAUUAGAAGAAAAAUUUAGUUGUUCAUCUAUUCAAAAUAGUAAUCAAGUACUGAUAGAAGCAAGUGAAUUGGUUGAUUUAAAUAAAGAGGGAGAUUUAAGAUUUAUAAGAAAUCAAUUGAAAGAUUUAUCGCCGAAUAAUAAAGCGUACCAGCUAUGUUUUCAAGAUGGUGAACAUCAACUGGAAGAUGAUAUUCUAAAAAAGAAGUGGUUUAAAUUUUGUGGAAGUGCAGUAUGGAUGAGUAAAUAUCAAGUUUAUUUUAUGGUGAGUAGAGUAAUAUAUUCAAGAAAUGCUAGAAAAAACUUACCAACAAUAUCAAUUUUAUAUGGACAAAUAUUUGAUAAAAAUUGGAAAGAAUUAAAACAUUAUAAAUUUCCUAAUUCAGAAUUGAUUUUUCCAACAAUACUACCUCAUGAAAUAGAUUUAGGUAAAAGAACUAAAAAGGAAGUUCUUGGAAGUGAAGAUCCAAGAAUUAUAUUAAAUGAAUAUAUCAAAGACGGAGAAUUAUUUCAAGAACCAGUAAUUGUUUUCAGUUCUAGAAGAACUGAAAUUAAUUGGGCGAGAGCUAUGCAUACUUAUCAACCAUUAACAAAUUCCAAAAAAAUAACACGUAUGGCAAUUAAAGAUAAAAAAAGAAGUUUUAUUGAAAAAAAUUGGGCUCCAUUUUUUGAUCGAAAUAAAGAUGAUGAUAAUGGUAAAUAUAUAAAUUUCAUUUAUAAUUUUAAUCCUUUAAGAAUUAUAAAAUGUGAUUUACAAAAUGGAGAGUGUAAUAAAGUAAGUGGACCUCCAUUUAAUUCAAUUCUGGCUAAUGAUAAUGCAGGUAAAUUAAGAGGUGGGACUAAUAUUAUUGAAAUUCCAAUAGAAUUUUUACCAACGAAUAAUUUAACAAACGAUAGGAAAUAUUGGAUUGGAAUAGGUAGAUCACAUAUAAAUAGUUGUGGAUGUUUACAAGAAUUAUAUAGACCUCAUAUUUUUUUAAUGUCAAGAUUGAAAACUAAAACAGAAUCUUUUCAAUUAGAUUAUGUUAGUUCAUUAAUUGAUUUUAAUAUAAAUCCUGAAUCUUGGUAUGAAAGGAAAAUCCCCAAAUCAACUUGUCAAGAUGGUAAAUCUGUUUUAAUCCCCAAUUCAAUAUCAUAUUGGGAAUUUAAUAAUAAAGAAAAUAUAGAUUAUAUGGGUAUUACUUUUAGUGAAGCUGAUAGAACAAAUAAAUUACUUCAUGUAAGAGGUUUAUUAAAACAUAUUCAUAAUUUAUUUGAAAUUACUAAUGGUGAUCAGAAAUUGGGAAAUGAUGAAAAUAAUAAUCAAGAUAAUAAUCAAGAUCAAUUUGAAAAAGAUGAAAAAAGUAAAUUACUUGGUGAAUGUUCUACUUUUUUAUCUAAUGAUUAUUGUGAAAAUACUAAAAAAUUACUUAAUUGGUGA